Molecule: messenger RNA, 3890 nt
Organism: Hipposideros armiger (great roundleaf bat)
Lineage: Eukaryota; Metazoa; Chordata; Mammalia; Chiroptera; Hipposideridae
Gene: TBC1D19
Product: TBC1 domain family member 19
Exons: 16
Coding region: 143-1417 (424 amino acids)
Source: RefSeq, a predicted model, not a curated record
GUUGCCUGGUAACGCCCCGCUGGAGGAGUCCCAGCGUAAUAAGGUCCCGGCGAAGUGUCACUGGCCCUAAGUGGGACCCCGUAGCUCGUUCUUUUCGCGCCGGCGGCCUGUCCCCGCUGCUUGGCGGGCUAGGGCAGAGGAAAUGUUGCAGGAGGAGUCGGAUCUGUCUCUCGUUAUUGCUCAGAUAGUCCAAAAGCUCAAGGGCUCCAAUUUGUACGCUCAGUUGGAACGGCAGGCCUGGGCCAGUCUUCAGAGACCUGAGAUUAAACUUGAAUCACUAAAAGAAGAUAUUAAGGAAUUCUUUAAAACAUCAGGUUGGGAGAAGAAACUUCAGAAUGCUGUUUAUAGUGAACUGAGCGUGUUUCCUUUACCUAGUCAUCCUGCUGCACCUCCUGAGCAUCUCAAAGAGCCUUUGGUGUACAUGAGAAAAGCACAGGGAAGUUGGGAAAAAAGAAUUUUGAAGAGUUUAAAUAGUAUGUGCACUGAGCUGAGUAUCCCAUUGGCACGAAAGAGGCCAGCUGGAGAACAGAAAGAGCUUCUCAAUAAGUGGAAUGAAAUGGGGACUGAUGAACCAGAUUUAAGCCUUUUUAGGCCCGUUUAUGCACCUAAGGAUUUCCUUGAGGUAUUAAUUAAUCUUCGCAACCCAAAUUAUGAAAAUGGUGAUUCUCUUAGUUUCAGGACUCAUUUGGGUUUAAUCCAAGUUCCUCUGAAAGUAAAAGACAUCCCUGAAUUGAAAGAAUUCUUUGUAGAACUCGGCUUAACUACAGGACAACUGGGUAUAGAUGAUUCUACACAAGUGCCUCCUGAACUGUUUGAAAAUGAGCAUGUACGUAUUGGGCAAAAAGUUCUACUGGAGCAAGAUAGUGCUGCUGCUCAACAAUAUAUCAGACAAGGAAGUCCCACGGCACUGAGAGCUGAAUUAUGGGCUCUCAUUUUGAAUAUUUCCAGUCAUCCUGAGGAUAUAUUGUAUUAUGAACAGCUUAAGACCAAUGUGAUACAACAUGACCUUCUGGUGGACAGUCUAAUUUAUAAAGAUGUGAAGUUGACAGCAAGCAAUGAUGAUUAUUAUUUUGUAUUUGAAGAUUAUUUAUAUCAGGUUUUACUUUGUUUUUCCCGGGAUACAUCUGUGUUGGCUCACUUUGCGUACAACAGUGCUUCACCACCGAAAUCAUACAUAAGAGGAAAACUAGGAAUGGAAGAAUAUGCGGUCUUUUAUCCACCAAAUGGUGUAAUCCCUUUUCAUGGAUGGGAAAGCAGGGUCCAGGGGGAAAAAUGGACUUUGAAUUAUGUUGUUGAGGGUAUUUAUAAUCAGUUAUACUACCCCUGGCUGAAAGGGUGCAGUGGAGUAGCAGAGACUGGCCAUACGAGUACUUUGAUAAGGCCUCCCCACGCCUUGUCCCUACUCCCCCGUCAGUAGGACUGAAGACCAGAUGCCACCACUAUCUGCCUCAAGACCAGCCACCUCAGUAAACUCACCCCCGUUUAUGGCACUCAUCAGACACAGCCCUGGAUAAGGCCUCCAGGUCACCCCUUAUCCAGUGACUCUCACCUCCAUCGCUCCCAUGGCCCUUUUAUCAGUAAGGCCUCCUCCGCCCCCCACCCUGUCCCUCCUACCCCGCCAUUAUUUCUCUUCGGAGCACUUAUCACCAUCUGACAUACAUUUGCUUAGUUUAGCAUGAUUUUAUGUCCCUAAUGAAAAGUAAGCUCCAGUUGUCAGAAGAGGGUCUAGCACAUAGUAUGGGAUUCAUACGUAUUUGCUGAGCAAUGCACAUCAAUCGGGGGAGGAGAGAAUUGGGUGGGCGCGGGAUUUCAAAGCAGGUCUGCCAACUUUUCCUGUAAAGGGCCACAUGGUAAGUAGAUGAAAUUUUGCUGGCCACAAACAAUCUCAGUCUCAUAGUCUUCUUUUUUGUUUGUUUACAUAAUCCUUUAAAAAUAUAACAGCCAUUUGUAGCUCACAGGCCACAUAAAAACAAUCCACGGAACUGACAGUGGCUUGCCAGCUGCCGUGAAAGCCAAGGAAAGGGGAUUAAGAACACGAGUGAAGAUGUCACUUCUGAAAAAGGAAACACCUUCCUCUGACACCUCCCUAAAGCGAGAAGAGACCACAGAUGAAAUGUGAAGAACAUUCGGGGUACAGAACAGACCAGUGAGGGAGCUUGUGUCAGUGCCAUCAGCCUCCCAGUCGGGAGGAAAGUGAGGUCUGUGACUGCGUGAAGAAUAGAAGAGUGUGGACAGAACGGGGCGGCUGGUCAAACAGAGAUGAGCGAGCAAAUGAAUAAGCAGCGCGGGAUUCAGCCAAGGCUGGACAAUGUGAACCUGGUGUGUUCUAGAAGAUCAGGGAAAAAUGGGGAAAGGUGGAUGCUGAGAAUUAUAGCUCGUGAAGCCUAACUGCACAGACGCCCUGGCGUACUAGGUCAGGGUAAUAUUGGAUUUUCCUCACUCUCGCUAAUAAAAUUACUUCUGGAAAGAACAAAGAAAUAGGAGCUAAUUGGUGAAUGAUAUCAACAAAGAACUUCUGUCAAGGGCCCACGGUAUUUAUUUAUUAAUGGCUACGCCACAUCCAUUAUUUCAUUUAAUCAUAUUGUGUAGGCUCCAGCAUUACCUCUGAUUUACAGAUGAGGAAAUGGAAGCUUAGAGAAGCUAAGAAACUUACCCAGUCUCAAACUGGAAUGGUUCAGCAAAGAAGAAUGGAAUAAGAGAUGUAAUAGAGAUAAGAAUAUGUAAUGAUUUACGUAGGUGACCAACAGCUGCACGAGCGCACCAUGUGUUCGCUGUGUGGUGUGUAGAGAGGAAACGUGAGAUGCCUGAGUCACCUCACUUUAAGGACUGGUGAACUGCAGCUCCCAGAGGAAAAUGCAAUAAGGGAGCUAUUCAGGACGACUUUCUCUGAGGAACCAUUCAAGAAACUCAUAAGGCCUUCAAUAAUUGAAAAACCAUGUUUUUUAAAAAAGAAACUCUUAAAGUCUUAGAGCAAAAUAAAAUUAAAAACCUGGCAGUGAUGGGGGUGGCGGGAGAGAGCAGUGUCCUCACAUAUUUCUGAACGUUUUCAAAGAAGACACAUUAGACGCGUUCUGUGUGACCGUUGUGUUCAGUACUAGGAGUAACAAGUGAGGUUACAGGGAGGCAGAGGUGGGUUCCAUAUGAAAAAUGACCCCCAAAUUAAGCCUGUUCAGAAUUAGGGUUGGUUGUCGCGUUGGUUGUCGCAUCGCCUAUGGCUGGGUGUGCUUUAAGUGGAGACUGAACACUCGUUUACUAGAACUCACUGUGGAUCGCCUCUGGAGUCCCCGCCAACACAGAGUUUUUGCUUCUGAACAGGUCAGAUAAAUAAAGCAUUUCUGUACUAUUUUUCAAAAAAGUGAACUUCUCAGCUUUCUUCCGUACUGUGUUUGCAACCUGAUUUGGCACAGUGUUAGAUACACACUGUGUAUACCGUGUGUGUAUAUUACAGGACUUCUGUUUUGAACCUAAGCUGUACAAAUUCUGAUUUUUCACUUACAAUGCAACAAGACGUUUAGGACACCAAGUGAGGCUUUGAGUAUUUCUUUGAAAUGGAUGUGUCAUUUACUUGUGUAUGAUUCUUGCCAAAGAUUACACUGAAUUUAUACCAUAUUCCUGCAAAUUUAUAUUUUUUCUAAACCACAUUCUAUGAUAUAAUCUUUGGUAAGUUUACAAAGCAAUACAUCUACAGAGGGUGCCAAAAAAAAAGCAUAUACAUUUUAAGAAAGAAAAAAGCUGUAUUAAAAUCGUAAUACUCAAUAUAUACUGCUAACGAAAAAUGAAUACAAGUCGUGUAUACAUUUUUUUGGCACUCCUGUAUACAAGAGGUACUUUGAAAUGCUCACUUAUUUUUGUUUGUAUGUUUGUUUGUUUUUUUAGCUGAGCCAUCCUGC